This is a messenger RNA of Daktulosphaira vitifoliae (grape phylloxera), 5175 nucleotides long. RefSeq names its product tuberin-like. Lineage: Eukaryota; Metazoa; Arthropoda; Insecta; Hemiptera; Phylloxeridae. Gene Ontology annotation, molecular function: GTPase activator activity. Gene Ontology annotation, biological process: negative regulation of TOR signaling; negative regulation of insulin receptor signaling pathway; positive regulation of GTPase activity. Gene Ontology annotation, cellular component: cytoplasm; TSC1-TSC2 complex; nucleus. The transcript has 26 exons. The coding region runs from base 167 to 5149 and encodes 1660 amino acids. The record is from RefSeq and is a predicted model, not a curated record.
UUUCAAUUUGAUAAAAUUACAUAAUAAAGAACUUUUUAGAUAUUCUGGAAUCUGCUCUUCUACGUGUAGUGACUUGAGCCAUAGUUUUGCUCGUGUUCACAUUUUUAAAUAGAGUUAUGAUUCCGCUUAGCUAAAACUGGUGGUUCAUCAAAUUCCACAGUCUAAAAUGACUUCUAAAGACAGUAAAACGUUUGAAAAACUGAAACAGUUUUUUCGUAUUAACAAAGGAGCUACAAAUGCAGGAGCUCUUCGUGUCAAAGAAGACUACACUCUCACGGUAGAACAAGAACGUGAAAUUUCAUCUGAAACAUCAUUAAGUAAUAGGAUUAAAGCAAUCAAAGAAUUAUCUGAAGUAGCGCGAUCACAUCGACUUGAAGAUAAAGCUGUUGAAACAUUAUGGACUCUAGUAAAAGAUUUACUAAGUAGUGAUGUUGCUAAAGAACAUCGAAAUGUGGUUUUCACAUUUAUUAAAUGUAUAAUUGUUGGUCAGUAUGAAACAUUGGGUAUAAUGAGAAAACAUAUUUUCAAUUUUAUAAAAAGUCAUAAUAUAGUAGAAGACUUAUCAUGCAGGUUAGAAUUAUUAGAAAGUCUUACAAAUCAUGGUCAUAAUAUUGUAUACUUGGAAGAAGAAAUAUGUUCUUGGCUUACAUGUUGGGGUGCUUCUGAAUUAGUACCUGCAGGGUUUACAAUUGAAUGGUUACAAAUGUCAAUUAAUCUCAUUAAAUACAAUGGAUCAUUUUUGGAUGAUGAAGUUAUUAACGCUAUUGUUCAAAGCUCUUUUUAUGUAUGCUGUCAUAGCCAAGAUGAAAAAGUCGUCAUAGAAAGCUUACAACUUUUAGAUACAAUCAUUUGUUAUAGUUACUUGCCUCCUCCAUCUUUACCAAUAUUUAUUGCUGCUUUAUGCCAUACAGCAAAUUCAGAAGCAUAUUGUGCACAAUGUUGGAAAACAAUGAGAAAAUUACUGGGGACUCAUAUGGGAUACUCUGCUUUACAUUUGAUAUGUCAGCUACUCCAUAAAGAGAUAUCAAACAAUAAUAUUGGCAUUAUAAGAGGCGGAGUCUUUUACAUAAAUAUGGCAUUGUGGAGUAAUAAAUGUAUAACGUCUUUUAAAAUAUCACUGCUCUCAGUAUUACCUUCAAUUUAUUUUGCUUUGUCAUGUGAUCAUCCAUUAGUUGUUCUAGAAGUUGUAUUAGGUAUGGAGUGUCUCAUUACAAAAUCUGGAGUCGAUCUACAAAAUAUGGCAUGGGAAAAAGUUUUAAAAAUUUUGAAAAGUACUGCGGAAUUUGUCAAUCGAAAUAAUGCCAAUUCACUUCCAGUAAUUGUCGAACAUAUCAAUGAAACCCUUUCUAAAAUAGAAACACUUGUGUCAACAAAUUUGUAUAAUGGCAGUUUAGAUACUAUUUAUGAUGUCAUUGAAACAUUUUCACUAUAUAGACCUGAAUCUUCCAUUUUUAAACUUAUGGCUUAUAGAAAAGAGUUUUUAGUUCCAACUCAGUACCGUUGGAUUGAAAAUCUAACAUUAUUUUUAAAUCACUUUUAUAUCAAAGAAAAUAGAGCAACUAUUAGAAUACAUGCUGUGAUUCAUACUCUUGAAGAAGUUUACCAUAAAAACAGCUCAAUAUAUGAAAAUGAAAUUAUGGCUGUAAUACUUUCUACUUUUGGUGGAGUUUCCAAUGAUUCUGAUUCUAGUGUCAGACAAGUAGUUUGUCAACUUAUUAUUAGAAUUUGUUCGGAGUGUAGUAGUCAAUAUCAUAUUCAAUUACUUGAAAUACUAGAAAAGAUCUUAUUAAGACCCUAUCAAACAAAUAUCACCAUGCCAUUAUUGGAAUCUGAAAUAGAUGACAUUAAAUUGACUGUUGAAGGACUUUCAAAGUUGUUUGCAAAAUUUAUUUAUAAUCAUCCUAUGGAAUCAGCUGAAAAAAUAUUAGAUAUGCUGGUUAUUCAUUUACAAUAUCACUAUGAUCAACCAACAGCCCUUGAAAAUUUUAAUUCAAUACGGUUAAUGAUAUUUGAACUAUUAUCAAAGUUACGAGCAGACUCUAGAUUUAGAUUAGGAAUCCAAGGAUCCAAUAUUUAUUCACCAUUUAUUUACGUAGACCGAUAUGGACAUGGAACUCCUUUUAGUCCUAAUUUUUCAACAGAAGAAAUAAAAUCUAACAACAUUUUUGUGCAUUAUAAACAUAUAUCAUUAGCUGCGGCUUGUAAAAUUGUGAUAACAGCAUUAAAAGAAGAACUUGACUGGAAAGUUUUAUGUUAUAUACUGACAGAAGUACCACAAAUUCUAAAACAUAAAGCACUAAUACUAUCUGGAAAUGAAGAAUUUGAUCCUGCAUAUGAUUUAGUUUCUACUUUGUGUUUUUUAGUUAAUGAUAAAAGUGUUGUUAAAACUUUAAAAAAUACUCCAUCUAAAUGGCUCAAAACUGAUUUUCAAAUAGCUGUUUAUCCAGCAUUAGCAGCGUUUGUUUCAUAUCAUAAUAGUCUUGAACCUCCUCUUCAACAAAAACUUGUUAAAUGUUUACAAUCAGGUUUGGUCAAUAGAUGUAUUCAACCAGUUGUAAUGGCAUUGACCACGUGUAUCUUAGAAAUGAGAGAUAUUAUGGUAAAAUUAUUACCAGAAGUCUUAUUAAACAUGUCUAAACUUUCUGCUACUGCACAAAUUGCUGUACCUGUAUUGGAAUUUCUUUCUAUGUUGAGUCGUCUUCCUAAAGUAUUCUCAAACUUUGUAGCUGAUCAAUACAUGUCUGUUUUUGCUAUUGCAUUGCCGUACACUAACCCUUUUAAGUAUAAUCACUAUACAGUAUCAUUAGCUCAUCGAGUAAUAGCUAUUUGGUUUCUAAAAUGUCGCACAUCUUUUAGAAGAAAUUUUGUUGAGUUCAUAAAAAAUGGUUUAAAACAAAAUGUUUUGGUUCCAUUUGAAGGCCGUUCUAUCCAUAAAUGUGACAUUCUCAAUGAAGAUUCAUCUAGUCGAAAAAGAAGUUCAAGUUUAACAGAACAAGGGAGUCGUAGACGUGAAAGAUCAGUUAUUGGUGUAAGCCGUAGUCCAAUGAAUGAUUUGAAACCUCCUAUUGAUGAUGAACUUUUAACAUUUCAUAAAGAAUUAACUGAAACAUGUAUGGAUCUUUUAGCAAGAUAUGCUUUUGCUACUUGUUCAGCUUUACCAAAAAGGCAUCCAACAGCUGAUUUUAUCUUAGAAGGUGGUCAAUCUGCUACAUGGUUAUUAGGAACGAAAUUAAUAACAAUAACAACUAGUGGAUGUACUCAAAAACCCGUGCGAAAUGGAUUAUGUAGUAAAUGUUGUCAAUCUUGUCGACAAAAUGUUGAUCGCUCUAGAAUGUCUCCUAAACCUGAUGAAAAAUCAAAAUUAUCAGUUUCUCGGAGCCAAAGCAGUGAAGCUAGUAGUGAUCAAUUUGAUAUAAAUACCCCAGUUAAAGGAGUCAUUUCACCAUCUUUAUCAACAACAACCAGCUCACCAGGAGAAGACCCUAAAAAAUUUUCUUCGCAUGUUGAUUCCAAUGAAACAUUUGAUUUGUCUAGAAAAGAUAGCUUUUCUAGUAUAGAUCGAUUAGACAAAAAGCAAAGUUGUUCAUGUUGGUGUCAAUCAUGGGCAGAAAUUUGUGUACGAUGCCCUACAGGUGUAAUGUCCUGGAUGAUCCGUGUACAAAAUGACCGUAAUUUCCAGGAUUUUCAUUCUGAUUCAUCAAUGUUUGAUGUUUCAACAUUAUUUCAUCCAACUCUCGGUGUGAAAGUAUCUAAUGGAGAGAUUGACAGGAUAUCUCAAUAUUUAGAUGAAGAAAAGCAAAUUUUGGAGCAGUGUAUUAUAAAUGAUGACACUAUAAAAAUGGAGCUCAAUAGUAAAUCUCAAAAUCGAAUAUUAUCUGAUCCUGUUUGUAUCCCAGGUUCUCCUCUUAAAGUUACUCCUUCUCGACAAAUCUCUCAAGAAAAUUGUGAAGUUGAUGAAGAAUAUUUUGAUGUAGAAGAUUAUGAUACUGAAGAGGGACGUUCAAGAAAUCCAGUAAGAAGAUCUAAUUCUAGCCCUGAAAUGAGUUCAGGUUGGAAAAAUCCAUUUAUGAAAGAUAUACCUACUCAUGAAUCUGAUGAUAUUACCAAGGAUCCUAGUAACGUCACCAAACAUCUGGACAUGUUUAAUAAUACUAUAGAUGCAAAAAAAUUGAAACAAAAUUACAGUAAAGAUUUACGAUACGGUUCUAAAGCAAAUUGUGAAGCAAUUCCUGAAGAAAUAUGUGGCACUGGUUCAACUCCACCAUCAAAUAUGUGUCAGCCUAAACCACUAACACUAAAUUUAAAUAUAGAUUCCACUGAGAAAAAAAAUGAAGUCAUGACUCCCGAAAUUAAAAAAAAUAAUGAUAAAGAAAGACCAAAACUACAACUGAAAUCAACUAAAUUAAAUUCAUUUAAUGAAAGUGAUUCAUCAACUAAAUCUUCAGCUGAAAGUGUUGAUACUAAACAAACUACAGAAUUCCCUCUAGUUAAUUAUUACCAAGAAGAAAAAAGUAGAUCACUAACAUCUACACCAUCUUACCUUGCUACUAAACCACCAUUGUCACCUCCCAUUAAUUAUGGUCAAUUGUAUGGCUCACAAACACUAGAGAAGAUUGAAAAUGAUUCAGAUCCUCCAUUAUUAUUUAGAGGUCGUGUUCACACAUUAGCUGUGAUGGAUACUAUAAAAAAACCAACUGGUUUACCAGCAAAUUCUAGUGUAUUAUUUAGAAAUUCGCGGACUAAUCCACCAAAAGAAACUAUACGAUCUGGAAUAAAUCCAAGUUUUGUAUUUCUUCAAUUAUACCACUCAACCCAUUUUAGUAGUGCUGAUAAUGAUGCUAAACCAAUUCUACUACCAUUAUCUCAAACUAUGAUACAAAGAGCUGUCCAACAUUUAGAUUGGAUACCUCCUUACGAAUUUCAUAAGAUUGGAGUAAUUUAUGUGGGUAUGGAACAAGCCAACUCUGAGAUUAAUAUUUUACGAAACCGACAUGGUUCUCCUAGGUAUACUGAAUUUCUUAAAGGACUAGGAACACUAAUCAAGUUGUCAGAUGUAGACCCCCAAAGUGUAUUUUUAGGUGGAUUAGAACGUGAUGGAACUGAUGGGAAAUUCACCUAUAUUUGGCAAGAUGAUAUAAUGCAGGUAUAAAAAUUCUAUAUUACAUAAUCACUAAA